AUGCCAGACAUGGCGUCCGUGCCCCCGCGCGGGGGUGCGUUCGGAUCGGGGCCCUCGCGCGGCGACGUCGAGGCGGCGGAGCAGGGCCUCCUCGACGCGGCGGAGGAAGCGGGCGUCGGCACAGAGCGCAGCGUGCGCGCCCUGGCGGCGGCGGUGGCGCGGGCCGAGGCGACGCCCGGCGUGGACGAGGAGUUGCUGGAAGAGGCGUGCAGGACGCUGUCGUCGUCCCGGGCGCUCCUCGAGCUCUCCGGCGGCAGCGGCGGCGCGGAGGCUGAGGCGGAGGAGGACGACGCCGAGCAGGCCCUCGCCUCGGCGGCGGCGGAAGAUGACGUCGGCGCGCUGGAGGCCGCCAUCGCAAGGGCCGAGGCGGCCGGCGUCUGCGAGGGCGCGGUGUCGGCGGCGCGGGAGGCGCUGGAGGUGUUGCGCGAGUUGGCGCAGGCGAGGGCCGACGCCGAGGAGUCCCUGGUGACGGCGAUGUGCGGGCACACGACCAGCUGCUGGAGGCCGCGAUCGCCCUCGCCGAGGAGACCGGCGUGA
Molecule: messenger RNA, 537 nt
Organism: Prorocentrum cordatum
Lineage: Eukaryota; Dinophyceae; Prorocentrales; Prorocentraceae
Source: the annotation of a GenBank genome assembly